GUCAGACAGUCAUUUCAGCUUCAGACUUUCCUGUCCCGUUCACUCAUUUACCUUGCUUUUCGAGGCAGUGCCUACUCUUCAGAAACAGUCGGCGAGGGGUCACCGGAUGACUAAUAGUAGUGUUGUCUUCACCCCUUCUGCUUCUUGAUAAAGUGCUUUCUUUGAAGCAGUUUCGCAGCUCGCAAAGACUUCCUCUCACCUCAUCCCCUACCCUACAUUCUUCACGUCUGUGGAUCGCAAGCAAUACUUCUAGACCUACAUCCACUGCUUCUCUUUUCAUCAUCACGUCUGCCAAAGUUUUGAACUUUCAACUAAAAUCUCGCGUCAUGUCAGACGCAACAAAAGUUCCGUACGCGCCUCAGGACGUACAGGAAGUUCAGACUCUCAUUCGCAAUCUUGAAGGGGGUCUUAAGAGAGAUAAAGGCGCUAAGAAAUCGUUCAGCUGUAAGAAGACCGGCUUUGAUGUUGCUGGCUCUCCUGCCAAGCUCACGGUCACCUCAUGGCGAUUUCAAGACUGGGAUUACAAGCGUGACGACCUCCCAACCUAUGCCAGAGGAUUGUUUAUGAGCAAGAACGAAAAGGGCCAGUCAGAAAUCUGCAUCCGUGGAUACGAUAAGUUCUUCAACACCGAUGAGGUCAAUAAUACCAAAUGGCGCAAUAUCGAGACCAACACCAAGCCACCAUAUGAGUUGAGUCUGAAGGAGAACGGCUGCAUCAUAUUUAUCAGCGGUCUGCAUGACGGGACUCUUCUGGUUUGCAGCAAGCACUCAACUGGCGUAAGAUCUGGGGAAUUGAGCCAUGCGGUCGCCGGAGAACAAUGGGUCGACAAACAACUCGCAGCUAUUGGCAAGACAAGACAAGACCUCGCCAGAGAGCUGCGCCGCAGGAAUGCUACCGCCGUUGCUGAACUAUGUGAUGAUGAUUUCGAGGAGCACAUCCUUGCAUACACAAAAGACAAUGCUGGCUUGUAUCUUCAUGGUAUCAACAUCAACAUCCCAGAGUUCAUGACCUAUUCAGGCGAGCAAGUACAAGCUUUUGCGAGCGAGUGGGGUUUCCGCAAGACAGACUUCCUUGUCUUGAACGAUAUUCAGGAGACCAAGAAAUUUCUUGACGAAGUGGCCGAUACUGGUGCCUAUAAUGGCCGCGAUGUCGAAGGAUUUGUUAUCAGGUGCAAGUCUCGUGAAAAUGCCCAUGGUCCAUUUGCAGACUGGUUCUUCAAGUACAAAUUUGAAGAGCCAUAUUUGAUGUACCGUCAAUGGCGCGAAUGUACCAAGGCCCUGAUCUCAGGAAGAGCUCCGAGAUUCAAGAAGCACGUCAAGAUCACUGAAGAGUACCUGCUUUACGCCCGGAAGCAACUUGCCGACAAUCCUCGCCUUGGAAAAGCAUAUGCCCAGAAUCAUGGAAUCAUCAAAUUGCGGGACGACUUCUUGAAGGAGAAGAACCUGAAAGGCUCCGACAUUAUCAGAGAAGAGUAUGCAGCUAUUGGCGGUGCACCACAAGACGUGACGAAGAACAUAAUUCUGGUUCCUGUUGCUACCUUAGGCUGCGGCAAGACUACGAUCGCAGUCGCACUGGUCCAUCUCUUCAAUUGGGGGCACGUCCAAAACGACAAUAUUACGGGCAAGGGCCGCCCACCCAAAUUCACCAAGGAGGUCUUGUCACAGCUGGAAUCCAUGCCUGUGGUCUUCGCUGAUAGGAACAACGCUCAGAGACAUGAGCGCCAACAAAUCCUCGGAGAUGUCAAACUUACGCAUCCAGAAGUCCGUUUGGUCGCUUUGAAUUUUGUACACUCACCAGAUGCUCUUGCUAAAAUCAGAGAAAUUACACAAACCAGAGUGUUUGCUCGUGGUGACAACCAUCAAACUAUUCAGGCAACUACGGAGAAGAACAAAGUUGUUGGGAUUAUGGAAGGCUUCAUCCAGCGCUUUGAGGCACUCAACCCAUAUGGAAAGCCAGACGAUGAAUUCGACGCUGUUAUCGACCUUGACCCUACUGUCGAUUCUCGCGAGAAUCUGGAGACUGUUGUUGGACAACUAAGCAGCCUCUUCCCCAAGCUAAUUCCUGAGAUGCCCUCUGGCGAAGAACUCGACGAAGCUAUCAACAUCGCUCUGAGUGACUACAAGCCUGAAAUGCGACACACGAUUGGCGAUCGAGGACCUGCAAAGGGUGGCAGAAAUAACAACCAGAACCAACAGCAGCAGCAACCCCCGGCAGCCAAGAAACCACGUCCACUCGAAUAUGUCGCUGUCAACCUCCCGAAAUCCGAAAUCAAUGAUGCUCUCGAGACCGCUUUUGCGUCCGUCUCUACCAAAAAAGCCCGUUUCUUUAGGCAAUUACAACAAACACGUCGUGUUCAACCAGAGUUCCAUGUUACCUUAAUGCAUCGUGCUAGCUCCAAGCAACGACCAGAUCUGUGGCAAAAAUACACCGACAUGCACACCAAUGCUGGAGGUGAUCCUUGGGCUGGAGGAAGUAAGAUGGGAGAUUGCAAGAUACUUCUAGAGAGGAUUGUCUGGGACAACCGCAUCAUAGCUAUUGUUGCUCGACUUGUUGACGAAGGUUGGGAGUGUGUCAAUGCGGUUGCACAUGUCACAGUAGGAACUCGCGGGGAUGAAGUCAAGCCAAAGGAGAGUAACGAUCUUCUGAAGCGAUGGCUUGAGGUUGGUAGUGGUGAUGAUUCAGGCAUAGGUGAAGUGGCUAUUGUGGGCCGGAUCGUGGUUGAUGGUACCGUCAAGGGAAUUUUAGCACGUCACUGAAGUUAAUGAUCAUGACUGAACGGUGUGGUAUUAUGCUGCCACAGUCUAAGCGAUAUGGCGUCUCGGCUUGGGCUUGAAAGCCGCAAAAGUUUAGUAGUCUAUUAGAUUCACAUGGCUAUUGCAAAAUAGAUACUAUUUGUGAG
Messenger RNA from Mollisia scopiformis, 2899 nucleotides. RefSeq names its product tRNA ligase. Gene Ontology annotation, cellular component: nuclear inner membrane. The transcript is spliced from 2 exons. Gene Ontology annotation, molecular function: GTP-dependent polyribonucleotide 5'-hydroxyl-kinase activity; phosphoric diester hydrolase activity; RNA ligase (ATP) activity. The record is from RefSeq and is a predicted model, not a curated record. Gene Ontology annotation, biological process: tRNA splicing, via endonucleolytic cleavage and ligation. Lineage: Eukaryota; Fungi; Ascomycota; Leotiomycetes; Helotiales; Mollisiaceae. Bases 327 to 2756 code for a protein of 809 amino acids.